Vicugna pacos (alpaca) is the source of this 1724-nucleotide messenger RNA. RefSeq names its product steroidogenic acute regulatory protein (gene STAR). Gene Ontology annotation, cellular component: mitochondrion. Gene Ontology annotation, molecular function: cholesterol binding; cholesterol transfer activity. Gene Ontology annotation, biological process: intracellular cholesterol transport; steroid biosynthetic process; regulation of steroid biosynthetic process. NCBI's taxonomy places the organism in Eukaryota, Metazoa, Chordata, Mammalia, Artiodactyla, Camelidae. The record is from RefSeq and is a predicted model, not a curated record.
UGAUGCAACACAGCCUUCGGCUGGAGGCAUUUAAGACACAGAACACACUCUGGCCGUGGCUGCAGGACCCAGAGGCCAACUCUGACGAGCUCAGGAAGGACAGGAGCAGUCAGUCACCCUCAAGAGCAGAGGCCACAGCAGCAGCAGCAGCAGCAGCAGCACCAGCCUCCGCGUCUGCCCCGACUGCCAGGAAACGAUGCUCCUCGCCACGUUUAAGCUGUGUGCCGGCAGCUCCUACAGACAUGUGCGGAACAUGAAGGGGCUGAGGCACCAGGCUGUGCUGGCCAUUGGCCAGGAGCUGAACUGGAGGGCCCUGGGGGGCCCGACCCCAGGAGCGUGGAUUAACCAGGUUCGGCGCCGUGGCUCUCUGCUUGGUUCUCAGCUGGAGGACACUCUCUACAGCGACCAAGAACUGGCCUAUAUCCAGCAGGGAGAGGAGGCCAUGCAGAGGGCCCUAGGCAUCUUGAGCAACCAGGAAGGUUGGAAGAGGGAGAGCCAGCAGGCGAAUGGGGACGAAGUGCUAAGUAAAGUGGUCCCAGAUGUGGGCAAGGUGUUCCGGCUGGAGGUGGUGGUCGAUCAGCCCAUGGAGAGGCUUUAUGAAGAGCUUGUGGAGCGCAUGGAGACCAUGGGCGAGUGGAAUCCGAAUGUCAAGGAGAUCAAGGUCCUGCAGAAGAUUGGGAAAGACACAGUCAUCACCCAUGAGCUGGCUGCCGAGGCAGCAGGAAACCUCGUGGGGCCCCGAGACUUCGUGAGUGUGCGCUGUACCAAGCGCCGGGGCUCCAUGUGUGUGCUGGCUGGCAUGGCCACGCGCUUCGAGGAGAUGCCUGAGCAGAAGGGUGUUAUCAGAGCUGAGCAUGGCCCCACCUGCAUGGUGCUGCAUCCUCUGGCUGGAAGCCCCUCAAAGACCAAACUCACCUGGCUGCUCAGCAUUGACCUCAAGGGAUGGCUUCCAAAGACGAUCAUCAACCAGGUCCUAUCGCAGACCCAGGUGGAUUUUGCCAACCACCUGCGCAAGCGUCUAGAGUCCAGCUCUGCUCUUGAAGCCAGGUGUUGAAGACCAGACAGCUGUCUCCGGCUCAGCUGGCGUGCAGGCCCAUUGCGAGGUCCCUGCUGGAAGCCCCCAAGUCUGUGCAAGAGCUUCACCUGGGGCCUGCAGGAUGGGGUAGUGGUAUGUUUUGAAUGGUACUAGAACUCAGAUCGGUAACAGUACCAAGAAAAUGGGGACAAGGCUCUUCUAACUUCAUUCACUGAUUAGCUCUAAAAUGAAGGUUAAGGGUCCCAAAAUAUCUGUAGAACUUUUUUCUGAGCCCUUACAUAGUUACCUAAAAACAUCUCAAAAAUGCUACCAGCUGACACAGGGUGCAGAGGGUGUAAAACACAGGGAUCGGGACCUCAGACAUGAAGGGCUCAAGAGCUCCAUUCCUGCGGGCGGGGUGUGCGGACCCAGCAGGCCUUACACAAGGGCUCCCAGCAACCCCCUGCUCCUCCGCCAAGUGGGUAGAGAGCCGCACCAAAGAACAAGCAGGUGCCUUCGAGAAAUCUCACCCAAGUUAUCUUAGUGAAAAAAUACAGAACUAAAUAAAAACUAUUAGAAUGGUUUCCCUGCUUCUUCCAUGAGCAGCAGCCAGAAUAAAGAAUCAUAACUAACAUAAAAACUUCAGUGUGUAGCACUUUUUAAAUUCUACUCUUAAAAAUCCAUUCUAAUAAAUUGCAACUUCAUGCUA